Amphimedon queenslandica is the source of this 1316-nucleotide messenger RNA. Its product is annotated as SET domain-containing protein 9-like. The record is from RefSeq and is a predicted model, not a curated record. Bases 582 to 1316 code for a protein of 244 amino acids. Lineage: Eukaryota; Metazoa; Porifera; Demospongiae; Haplosclerida; Niphatidae. The transcript has 5 exons.
UAUACUGGUAGUAAUAUUUAGUGCAUGCAUGAUUACAAUGACUCACUUCAUUUAAUGCAACUUCGGAGAAUCUAGCAAAGAAACCAUGAGCAACUUCACUUGCAUUUCCAUGGAUCUCCAUUUUGAAUCCAGGAGGGAAGGAUCCAUUCCUUUCCUUGUCAGUGAGUUCUUUUAUGACACUGCUUAUAUCUUCACUCUCGACUACAGAGACAAAGUAAAAUCCUUUCAAGACCACAUUUCUUUUAGCUCGAAUUAUUUUGCUGCUUCUUUGAGCUGCAACUCCUUCAAGGCAGAGAGAAAGGAGGAAAAUGGAGGCAAUCAGGAGGGCUUGCUUAGCAGACAUUAUUUGAGAAAGAAAGAGAUACUUCAAGUUGCUUGAUAGCUGUCUUUUGAGAGGCUGAGAGAGGAAGAAAAAGUGCAAGGUAUAAUGAUUUAUUAUCCUUGACUCUUAUGCUGCUUUUAUAGCAAGUGUGACAUCACAGCAUACCUUUUGUCUGUCUGUGGCUUCCGAAGGAAUGCUCAUCUCCUUUUGAUAUGUUUUAAUGAGGGUGGAGGGAGAGGAAAAGAGAUAAUAAUGGAAGAUGAAGUGGAAGAGUUUUAAGCAUCGUUUUGUGCCAUGGGUGGCUGCAAACUGGUCUACAAGGUUAGUACGUUCAGUUGAUUCACAUUCUCUCAUCGAAAAACAAUCCAAAGCUUUAUCCCAAUUAAAGCCCCAACUGGAAACCCUCUCGUACAUCAUAAAACCUCUCACUCCGCUAACAUUUAAAUCAAAUUUCUCCGACACAAAUCAACUCAAAUAUCAAACGUUACGCUCAUCAGCUAUCAAGAGUCUAUUUGAUAUUAAUAAUUUUACGCUAAAUGUGAGUCCGAGUCUUCAAGCUGAAGGUCUUGGGGUUUUUGUAAGCCAAGGGGAAGUGAGGGAAGGUCAGCUGGUUGCCUUAUAUCCUGGUACUAUUUACUUACCAUUGCAACCAAUAUUACUUCAGUCAUUGCAUAAUUCAUAUAUAUUACGCUGUGUUGAUGGAAUACAUAUUGAUGGAAGACACACACACUUAUCCAGAUUGAUAUACAGAUCCUGUGCUUUUAGAGAUGUUAACUCAAGCUCCCAGUUAACCAGUGACCUCUCCUGGCUAUCCCUUCAACCUCUCAAUCCGCUGUCGAUCGGUCAACUGGUCAACAACCAAUCAAGAGGUACGCGUACGUGUGCCUCCUACGAACAAGCAGUUAUUGUACGAACAAAGGGAGAGAGAGGGGGAGGGCAGGAGAGAGAGGGGGAGAGGGAGAGGAGUGCAAAUGUGUUUUUACUAUGUAUUUAG